This is a messenger RNA of Babjeviella inositovora NRRL Y-12698, 460 nucleotides long. RefSeq lists its product as uncharacterized. The transcript has a single exon. The record is from RefSeq and is a predicted model, not a curated record. Bases 134 to 391 code for a protein of 85 amino acids. Gene Ontology annotation, cellular component: mitochondrial intermembrane space. NCBI's taxonomy places the organism in Eukaryota, Fungi, Ascomycota, Pichiomycetes, Serinales.
AUCUGAGUUGCAGCCCCUUGGACAUCACUCUUGAGGUACGAGUACAGCCAUAGCUAAUUAAACCUUCUGGUCCUUGCGCUAUUUUGCCACCCAACUGUGUUUGCUAGUGUUCCCCUACAGCUGCCACACCAGCAUGAGCUCCGAUAAAUGCUCCGACCCAUGCAAGCCUCAGGCUUGCCUUAUCCAAGAUUGUUUGAAGGCUAACAACUACAACGAAUCCAAGUGCACAGCCUUGAUUGAUCUGUUGUACUUGUGCUGCAAAUCCUUUUACGAAGCAAACGGUCCAACGGCCCUGACCGUGUGCUGUCCCAAGUUGAAUCUUUUGACGUUGAAGUUGAGACAGAGGGAGCUAGGAAAAGUCGAUGCCGAGUUACUUGAAAACCAUCAUUAGAGAUCUAAUGUCCCUUGUAUAUACAUUAAUGAAACGCAUGUUACGAUAAUCCUGCUAGGAGCAAUGUCC